UUAUUCUGAGGGGCAUUUUUCAUGACCAAAGAAAACCUGCAAAAGCUAUGGCACAAAAUCGAUUAAAAUCACGUUUCCCUCCUUAUUUGCUACAAUUUCGCCUCUGUACUUCGUUUCUACUGUUCAUUCCCGUUCUCUAAUCCCGACUCUCUCCACUCUCCACUCUCCACUAGCCACGUAUCGUCGUCGUCGUCAUGUCGAUUGAGCUUAAACUAUCUCGAUCAAACUGUGUCUACCGCCCCUCUGAUCUCCUUGAAGGCAAGGUCAUCACGAAUUUUCCUUUUUCGAUCUAUCACCAAGGAAUUCGCCUCACUGUCACCGGAACCGUUAAUUUGCAUGUCCGUGGUGGAUCAGCGGGAGUAAUCGAGUCUUUCUAUGGCGUUGUAAAACCUAUCUCCAUCAUGAAUAGAAGUGUUGAGAUUAGAUCUUCUGGGAAGUUAGGUUCAGGUGCAAAUGAGAUACCAUUCUCCAUUACUCUGAGACAGCAAGGACAAGAUAAUUCUGAAACAUUUUACGAGACAUUCCAUGGAGCGAAUAUCAGCGUCCAGUAUCUGAUAACUGUAGAUAUAAACAGAGGGUACCUACAUAAAUCCUUAUCUGCUACCAUGGAAUUCAUAAUUGAAAGUGAAAAGUGCAAUCUUCUUGAGGCACCUGUUUCUCCGGAAAUGAUUGUCUUUUAUAUUACUCAAGACACACAAAAUCAUCCAUUACACCCUGAGCUGCGAUCAGGUGGAUUCCGGAUCACAGGGAAAAUCUCCACUCAAUGUUCUGUGUUGGAUCCUAUUAAUGGUGAGCUGACAGUAGAAGCAUCUGCUGUUCCUAUAUAUUCAAUUGAUAUUCAUUUACUCCGAGUGGAAUCCAUUAUUGUGGGAGAGAUGAUUGUCAGUGAGACGUCUAUAAUUCAGACUACCCAGAUAGCAGAUGGAGAUGUUUGUCGUAACAUGACUCUACCGAUCUAUGUUAUACUUCCACGUCUUUUGACUUGUCCAACAGUCUUUGCUGGUCCAUUUUUGAUUGAGUUUCAGGUAUCCAUCGUUAUCAGUUUCUGGUCAGAUCUAUCAAAACUGCAGCCAAAAUCUGAUCCCAAAACUCCCAGACUCUGGCUUGCAAGGGAGACAGCAUCACUGGAGUUGGUUCGAACAAAGUGUGACUGGUUGUAGUGGUAUCUUCCCAAUCAAACUUUUUCUUUGCCACACUACAAUGUAAAUGCCAUUUUCGUUCGAACUACAGAUACUUGCAUAAACUUGUACUAAUUAUGUUUAGGGAGAGGGAUCAACAUAUUGGCAUCAAACUUGCCUGGGGGAGAGAGAAGUUUCAAUGGGUGUUGAUUCGUAUAUGAGAUCCCACAUCAUUAAAUGAAGAUAGAGGUGGUAGGGAGCUUGUGCACCGUGGUUACCUGCUCACCUGCCUGUAUUUUCCUUUAUUUUUAUUUCAUUAAUAAUAAAAAAGCCGAAAUUUAUCUUUUGA
Messenger RNA from Macadamia integrifolia, 1467 nucleotides. Its product is annotated as vacuolar protein sorting-associated protein 26C-like. Bases 195 to 1160 code for a protein of 321 amino acids. NCBI's taxonomy places the organism in Eukaryota, Viridiplantae, Streptophyta, Magnoliopsida, Proteales, Proteaceae. Gene Ontology annotation, biological process: intracellular protein transport. The transcript is spliced from 11 exons. Gene Ontology annotation, cellular component: endosome. The record is from RefSeq and is a predicted model, not a curated record.